CUAAAGGGCACACACAUUAAACGCCCGUUCCGGCAGCUCUGCAAUCACGCGACACCGAGCUGUUGGCCGCGUGACGUCACGUCCCUGGUACAAAGCGAGUGCUGUUUUCCUCACAGCGACGGACUACACAGCGUUGGAUCCGCCGAGGAGGACACAGCUUUUGCAAAUAUGCGGAAAGAAGCUACAGCAGUAUCUCAGCCUGCACAGCUGCACAGAGUAGAUGGACAUUUGUGGGACUCAGUGAAGAAAGCAACUUUUGUUCUGGGUUCAGGAUUGUUCUUCUUCGCAGCAUUUCGGAACUCUGUAACAUGGCACUUUCAGAGGUUUUGGGGAGCAUCUGGUGAUUUUUGGCAGACUCUGUGGGGUAUGCUGUACAGCUAUUUUGGUGGAAAUGAAUGGGUCCUGUUUUUUUUAGGCACAAUGAUUAUUCCUACUGCUGUCUUUUGGGCUUUUAAUGGAAUAUUGAUGUUUGCGGAUACAACUGGAAAACCAUCGUUUAUCACUCGAUACCGGAUUCAAGUGGAUAAAAAUAAUCCGGUGGAUCCUGCAAAGCUGCGCCAGGCCGUCAAAAAAGUUUUGUUCAAUCAGCUUUUCCUUUCUGUGCCCAUGGUGAUAGUUAUGUACCCUGUGAUGAAAUGGCGUGGCAAUCCCUGCGGCCCUGAGCUGCCCACAUUCCACUGGGUGUUACUGGAAUUCUUCGUUUUUGGAUUGAUUGAGGAAGUUCUGUUUUACUAUUCACACAGGCUGUUCCACCACCCAGCUAUCUACAGGUAUGUUCACAAAGUUCACCAUGAAUGGACAGCACCAAUUGGGGUGGUCUCCUUGUACGCCCAUCCUCUUGAGCAUAUACUAGCCAACAUGUUGCCACCAAUUGUUGGGCCAGUACUCAUGGGCUCCCAUGUUGCCACCACAAUGCUGUGGUUCUGCAUGGCACUCUUAACAACUACAAUCUCUCACUGUGGAUACCAUCUGCCAUUCCUCCCAUCCCCUGAAUUCCAUGAUUUUCAUCAUCUAAAGUUCAAUCAGUGUUUUGGAGUACUGGGGGUCCUGGAUCGCCUGCAUGGAACUGAUGCCAUCUUUAAGACCACAAAGGCCAAUGAGCGCCAUAUAUUGCUGCUAAAUUUUACUCCCCUAUCAGAGAGUGUGCCUGACCCUCCAAAGCAGAAGAAAUGAUGAAAUGUGUUUAAUGGAAUUAACAUAAUCUCAAAUUGACCAAAACAACUUAAAAAGCACUUUAAUUGAAAUAUACAGAGCUGAUUGCGUGCCAUUUACGAAUAGGCCAGACCUUUAUCUUAUUGACCAACUCAGUUAUUUUACACAAUGCCUUCCCACUUAAGAAGGCUGAGCAGUUAGAAACACGGGAGGGAAAAUAAGACGCACUUUAAAUAUCUGAGACCAUUUUUAAAACUUACACGAUUAUAACAAAUUGUAAUCUUUCAUUGAAUAAUAUUAACAUACAAAAAACUGUUGAUUUACAAAAAUGAAGCCAAUAAAGUUUUAGAUUUUUCCACAAAAUUGGGACACCCCUCCAUUAGAGUAGUACUGCUGUAAGAGUAGAAGGUGAGGCUAGCUGUGGAGGUCUCUAGAAAGGCCCACCCAGACUACUGUAAUUAGUUUCAAGUUCUUGUCACAAACUUCAGUUUUUUGGUAUUUUUCUCAUGGAGUAAAGAUAUGAAAGGGCACAUUUGCCAAACAGUUGAGAUCACCUUAAGCCAGUGUCACAUUACACAACUUCUUGUCACUUGGAAAUGUCAAACCUUUGACAAGUGCAGUUGCUGACGUCAUUGGCUGAGUAUGUCAUAUGACGUGACUAAAAAUAGAAGGGUAUGACAUAUUACAGCUCUCAGCAAUGAAUUCCCAGCACAGUUUUACAAUGCCAAGAUAUUGCAAGCUGGACCCCUUUUCUGAUUGCCAAUAACACGCUGCUUGACUGUGCCGAUGCCAUACAAACACUUUCCUUUAGGGUUAGGGUUAGAUUACAACCACAAUCUCCAUCUUCAAACCCACCCAGACACCACUUCUGUCUGCAAGGUCCACCACACCCAUGUUUCUUAUUGCUUGUAGCUGAAUUAUACGUGUCGUGUUUGUGGCCGAGUGCUCACUGGCUGUCACUCUCGCUUUCACACAAGUCUGCACCAGACAACUUCAGGUAAACCUGCCUGAUGUUAUUGUGGCGAGUCGGAGAGCGGUUUAACCGAGUCACUGGGGAUGUUGGACUACACGAUUGGUUGCAACUGCCUCUUACUCGCAGUUUAUAUAAAUGAAGUCUAGGACUAAAAAUUGCUAGAAAAAAACUGUGUAAUGUGACGGAGCGUUUAGCAGGAGUAUUUCUUGACUGAUUGUACUUGCAUCUCAGUGAUUGAUAACUAAAGGUAUAACAGCACACAACAUCACAUUAUUGUGUAAGAAAACUGACAUUUAUAAUCUGCAUGUAUCCAGUGUCAAAGCAAUCAUUUAUUAUUAAUUUUUUUUACACUAUUAUAAAUCAUGUAAACUUCCAAUCAAAAUGCACCAUAAUCACAGUAAUUAAGUGCACUACUAACCAAAUUAAUAGGACGGUUUUGCACACUGCAGUCAAGGGUUGCUCCAGCCUCUGUGACUGAAAAGUUAGUGAGUUCAAAAAAGAAAGGAUGUCUCAAAAAGAUAUUAAUUACACUGAAGUAAACCUAAUGAAAUAUGAAAAGGUACAUACACAGUAUCAGUAAAUACACUAAAGGCAAAAAAGCACUCAAGGAAAAUAAAGCUUUUGUAUGACUAAGUUUCCUUUUAUUAGAUUUCUCAGUAGUGGGAACACAGCUGUAAACAUGUUAAAAUGGAUAUGAAAAGAAUAUACUGUAGGUCUUCAACGUCUAAUUGUGCACUUAACAUAACUUGAUUGUUUUUAGCCAAAAUAAAUAAGUUGACCUUUACAGAA
Messenger RNA from Erpetoichthys calabaricus (reedfish), 2914 nucleotides. RefSeq names its product fatty acid hydroxylase domain containing 2 (gene faxdc2). The record is from RefSeq and is a predicted model, not a curated record. Gene Ontology annotation, molecular function: iron ion binding; C-4 methylsterol oxidase activity. Lineage: Eukaryota; Metazoa; Chordata; Cladistia; Polypteriformes; Polypteridae. The coding region runs from base 169 to 1173 and encodes 334 amino acids. Gene Ontology annotation, biological process: sterol biosynthetic process. The transcript is spliced from 9 exons.